Bipolaris sorokiniana ND90Pr is the source of this 659-nucleotide messenger RNA. RefSeq lists its product as uncharacterized. Bases 133 to 570 code for a protein of 145 amino acids. The transcript has a single exon. NCBI's taxonomy places the organism in Eukaryota, Fungi, Ascomycota, Dothideomycetes, Pleosporales, Pleosporaceae. The record is from RefSeq and is a predicted model, not a curated record. Gene Ontology annotation, molecular function: DNA-binding transcription factor activity. Gene Ontology annotation, biological process: regulation of DNA-templated transcription.
UUGCAGCAAUCGUUGCGAUCGCGGGGUGUGCUCUCAGCAUCCUUGAUACCGCAUGACUGCGGUCGCGUGUGAUGGCCAUGGUGCGGACAAUGACAUGUUGGAUCGACGUGCGUUACACAUGUGUCAGGACCGAUGAUGGGCGUGAGUGUCCGUGAGUGUCAAUGGGUGUCAGUUGGUAAGUGGAGUGGCAGGAUGCAGAAAGGGAGGUCUGGACAGUCUCGUGCCGAACCGAGGGUCGCCCUUGCCCCUGACGCCGCCCAGCCAAUAGCAGCCCGUGCCUUUGACUCAGCGACCGAAGGCCUCGUCAGCGUCGCGGCACAAGCAUGGACAUGCCUCGUCCGUCUGCCAUUUCUAGAUUGCCAUGGACAUGGCUGUGGCGUUCUAGCUCCCACACUAUUUUCAGCGCCUCCCUCGCCCUACCCGUCGCUAUCGGGAAUACCACCAUGUUCCACGACACGGUCACAUGCCCUAACGCGACAUACAUCUAAGGAACCUCGUCGGCAUGCUGGUCGUAGAACCCGUCGUAUUCCUUGCCGCCAUCCAUCCAUCCCCACAGCCCGGCAUAAGUAACGUUGAACGGCGGAAAAGGAAAAGAACCAGAGAGAAGAAAAAAAAACCGCGCACCAAACAUGCUUCAGUCAACUAAUCUCCGAGCCCUU